Messenger RNA from Vigna unguiculata (cowpea), 1557 nucleotides. RefSeq names its product protein VAPYRIN-LIKE-like. NCBI's taxonomy places the organism in Eukaryota, Viridiplantae, Streptophyta, Magnoliopsida, Fabales, Fabaceae. Gene Ontology annotation, molecular function: protein binding. The record is from RefSeq and is a predicted model, not a curated record.
AAAAAACAUAGACUAAAUAGACAGCGAAAGAAUCAAUCACCUUCGUUCAAGCAAGCAUCCUUUAAAGUUCAAAGUCAGAAUCAAUCCAUCAAUCAACCAGAUUGAAGAUGGACAGGCUAGUGAAAGCAGAAGCAAAGGAAGUCGAGGUGAUGUUCUUAAAGGGACAAAAGUGCAGCUCCUCCUUCAAGCUAACGAAUCUCAUGCACACCAUGUCAGUGGCAGUGUCUCUAACCACCACAAACCCAUCUCUAUUCUCCAUCAACAAACACUUUUCCACAAUUCCACCACUCUCUUCUGCAUCAUACACCCUUCACCUCUCCCACACCUCCGACCAACCCCCUCUUUCCGAUCCUCCCGAUGCCAUCACCGUCCGAGCCACCAUGCUCCCCACCGGAAAGGCCACCGUCGACCAUCUCCGCCGCCUCUUCUCCAAACCCGGCCCCCACGUCUUCCGCGACGCCGUCUUAACCAUCUCCCUAGUCGGACCCCACGUCGCCGAAUACCUCAUCUCCCAUAAACCCCAAUCCCACAACCUCUUCACCAAAGCCAUAUCCGCGUGCACGAGAUCGCAGCUCACGGGACUGCUCAAACCCGCCGUCGAAAACGGCAGCGCAGACGCCGUCGCCUACUUGCUUGACGCCGGCGCGGACGCCACCGCGACGACAGAGUCCCUCAUGCCACCGGCAAUCAGGUCCGGGAGCCUCGACGUGGUGAAGCUUCUGGAAGCUUCGGGUUGCAAGAUCGAGGAGUCAGUUCUGCACGAGGCCGCGGCGACGGACCGAAUCGACGUGAUGGAGUUUCUGUUGGAGCGUUGCGACGAGGAGUUGGAGGUGGAUUCGGUGGACUCGGAGGGGAGGACUCCGAUUCACGUGGCGGCGAGGGAGGGGCACGUGAGGGUUAUCGAGUUCUGCGUCUCGAUGGGAGGAAACCCUAAUCGCGUGGACUAUAAGGGGAGGACCCCGCUCCAUUACGCGGCGUGGAAGGGACACGUGAAGGCCGUGGAGUGUUUGUUAGAAUGCUCAAACGUGAAGUGCGUGAAGGACAGGGAGGGGAGAACGGCGUUGUGUGUUGCGGCGGAGAGUGAAGAGUCCCACGCGCGCCGGCGUUUGGUGGAUUUGCUGGGGUUGGGCGACGCGCUGAUGCGUGCGGCGAGGGUCGACGAUGUUCAGGGCGUGAAGAGGUGUUUGGGGGAAGGGGCGAGUGUGAACGGGAGGGACCAGAACGGGUGGAGCCCACUGCAUUGGGCUGCGUUCAAGGGUCGAAUAAAGAGCGUGAAGGUGCUGCUUGAACACGGUGCUGAGGUUGAUACUGUGGAUGAUGCUGGCUACACUCCCUUGCAUUGUGCUGCAGAGGCAGGGCAUUUGCAACUUGCACUCUUCUUCAUCGCUCACGGUGCUUCUCAAUCACAUCUCAAGUCCUUUCCCUAUCUUGCUGCUCACCCUCUUAACUUGUUCGACUCUUUUCAAAAUCAGGUUUCUCUUCCUUCUAAAUCUAACACACUAAUGUAUCACUGAAUCCAAAUCUCUGUUUUCUGUAUAUAUAAUGUGUAGUGUGGAA